AUGAAUCAAGAUCAUAUAACCAAUCCUGAUAACUCCAAUAUUAAUAAAAAAGUAACUUUUGAUAUCUUUGAACCACAAAUUUCAAUUUCAGAUUAUUAUUAUUCCUCAUUAAAAGAUUUCACAGCCAUGGAUUCUAAAUCAAAUCAACAUAUAACUAAUUUAAGUAGUUCACCACCUGAAAAUGCUUCAUCAGCAUCAUCAAUGAAAUUCAUUGAUUCAACUAGCUCAAUAAAUUCCCUUUUUGAUAAUUCAGCCGUUAAUUUAUCAUCUACUUUAUCCCAAAAUUUACCUACUUUACCAACCACCACAAAUACAUCUACUACUAAUUUAACUCCUAUCCAAUCUAAAUAUGAAUUAAAAGAUUUUGAAUUCACUUCGAUUUUAAAUCAAAGAUUAUUAAAACAACAAGAAAUAAAUGAAGAAAAAUUAAUCAUUAUGUUAGUUGGAUUACCAGCUUCAGGUAAACUGACAAUCGCUAAACAAUUCAAACAAUAUAUGAAUAAUUUAACUAAUUUUAAAACUGAAAUUUAUAACGCUGGUAAUAUUAGAAGAAUUAAUAAUAAAGAUAAGAAUAAUAAUAGUGAUUAUUUCAAUCCUAAUAAUAUUCAAGGGAAAUUAGAUCGUGAAUUAUUCGUUGAUAUCACUUUAAAUAAUCUUUUAAAUGAUUUAUCCCUUGGAUUAAUUCAAAUUGGGAUUUUGGACGCUACAAAUACUACAAGAGAAAGAAGAGAACGUAUGGUUGAACUUAUGAAUCAAGCUAAAUCCACUAUGUCAGCUAAUAUUGUUAUAUUAGAUGUUCAAUGUUUCAAUUCUCGAUUUUUAAAUUUUAAUAUCAAUGGUAAAGCUAAUAAUUCAGAUUAUAAAGGUAAAGAUUAUUUCGAAGCUAUAAAUGAUUUUAAAAUCAGAUCAAAUCAUUAUAAACAAGUUUAUCAACCUAUUAGUGUUGAUGAAUUAAAUCAAUAUUCCAAUACUAUCAUCGAUCCAAUAACUAACAAUAGAGCUAUUUCAAUGUAUGUUAAGAUUCUUAAUUGUGGAGAGAUAUUUGAAUUUAACAAUAUAAAUGAUGAAUUCAAAUUAAAUCUGAAAUAUUUUAAAUUCUUUUUAGAAUUUAAGAAAUUUUAUUAUAAUUUCGAAAGAAAGAGAUAUUUAGAUGCAGUUGAUGCAUUCUAUAAUCAAAAUAAUGAGUAG
This is a messenger RNA of Scheffersomyces coipomensis, 1188 nucleotides long. Its product is annotated as 6-phosphofructo-2-kinase. NCBI's taxonomy places the organism in Eukaryota, Fungi, Ascomycota, Pichiomycetes, Serinales, Debaryomycetaceae. Gene Ontology annotation, cellular component: cytosol. Gene Ontology annotation, biological process: fructose metabolic process; fructose 2,6-bisphosphate metabolic process. The record is from RefSeq and is a predicted model, not a curated record. Gene Ontology annotation, molecular function: ATP binding; fructose-2,6-bisphosphate 2-phosphatase activity; 6-phosphofructo-2-kinase activity. The coding region runs from base 1 to 1188 and encodes 395 amino acids. The transcript has a single exon.